Messenger RNA from Phytophthora sojae, 672 nucleotides. RefSeq lists its product as hypothetical. Bases 1 to 672 code for a protein of 223 amino acids. The transcript has a single exon. The record is from RefSeq and is a predicted model, not a curated record. Lineage: Eukaryota; Oomycota; Peronosporomycetes; Peronosporales; Peronosporaceae.
AUGUUGCGGCUGCACGUAAGUGUCAAGACGUUGGCCAACCGAGCCACUACCAAAACUAUUCUGUGCAAUGGGCACAGAAUCAACGUGCCUGUUGACCGGUUUGGAAGGUUUCCCCAAGGUACAUUUAACUGCGAGCAACUAUUCCGGCUUGCACACAAGACUCCAAUCAACCAUGAGCAGGAGGAUGCCGAGGAGGAGACGGAGUCCGAUGAAGGCGCAGACGACACGUCACUCACACCGGUCGAACUUCGCUACGCCAUUCCAGCGGACUGUGGUUGUGCCAACAUCGAGUUCGUUGACGGGGACGGCGAGGAGGAAGACUGCAAUGAAAGCGUCGCUGGGUCCAAGUAUCAAGUCACCUACUCCGAUUCGAGCUGUAUCCAAGGAACCUUCGACCCCAGCGCCUACCUAAACUGUGGUGCAGCCUCUGACACCUACACGACUUGCAGCGUCACCUUUGAAGCCGAUUCGUCCGACUCCAGUUUCCCAGACGAUCAAGACGAUUUUGAGUCGGAAAGUGCUCGCACGGAAUCGACGACCGAAGACGAAGAGGAGCCAUCGACGCGUCUGCUUGCUCAAGAGACUGCGGCUUCAUCGAGCGCGAUUUCACCUCGUUUUACCACCCGCUCGUUGCUCACGCUGGCGAUCGUGGCGGCACUCGCUCUUCAGUAA